CCAACUUCCAUACACAUCCUUAAGGUAUACGAAUCGUACCACUUCUUUCCUUUUGCUUCUUCUCCAAGAGAUCUCUGYAUAAAAUCUUCCAUCUUCAAUCCAUCGGAUUCUUCAAUUUCACCGGAAUCGGAAAGAUGUUGAUCAGAAUCCGAAGCAGAGAUGGAUUAGAGCGUCUUCAGAUCGAUAAUCCAAACAUUACAAUCGCUCAGCUCAAAACCCUAAUCGAAUCGCAACUCAGAGUCCCAUUACACAACCAAACCCUGUCCACAAACCAGUCCUUACUCAUUGCCAAAACCCAUCCGGAAAUCUCCCGAUUCACCGACAUGUCUAACCCUCAAACUCCGAUUUCUGCACUCGGUAUUGCACAUGGUUCGAUCAUCUACCUUGCUUACGAGGGUGAACGAACCGUUGCCGGACCUCAAAUCCGUCCUGCUGGAUCGUUUGGACGGAAGAUGACGAUGGAUGACCUUAUCGCUAAACAAAUGAGGAUUACUCGUCAGGAAAACCCUCACUGUGAGUUGGUAUCCUUUGAUCGCGAUGCCGCUAAUGGAUUUCAACAUUACGUGAAUGAAACCCUAGCGUUCGCCGUGAAACGAGGGGGUUUUAUGUACGGAACGGUGUCGGAAGAGGGGAAAGUGGAGGUGGAUUUCAUAUACGAACCGCCACAACAGGGAACGGAGGAGAGUUUGAUUCUGUUAAGAGAUCCMGAUGAGGAGAAAUUGGUGGAAGCCAUAGCUUUGGGAUUAGGGAUGAGAAAAGUAGGGUUUAUUUUCACUCAAACGAUUGGACAGACGAAGAAGGAAUACACGUUAUCAAACCGAGAGAUUCUGCAGGCGGUGGAGUUGCAGGCAGAGAGUGAUUUGAAGGAAUGGGUGACUGUAAUGGUGAAAUUGGAGGUUAAUGAAGAUGGCGGUGCAGAUGUUCAUUUUGAAGCUUUUCAGAUGAGUGAUUUGUGUGUUAAGUUGUUUAAAGAUGGGUGGUUUGAGACGGAGAUCGCCGGAGAUGCUGAUCCAAAGCUGUCGAAAAUGAAGAAGGAGGUGGUGGUUGGAGGAAAAGAUACAAAAGAAGUGGACAACGAUUUCUUUUUGGUGGUUGUCAAGAUUUUUGAUCAUCAGGGUCCRUUAUCAUCAACGUUUCCAGUUGAGAAUCGGAAUACAAUGGUGACAAUGAGAAACUUGAAGAACCAUUUGGAUCGUACAAAAAAUUUCCCGUUUGUGAAGCGAAUAUCCGACUUCCAUCUACUUCUUUUGCUAGCCAGGUAUCUUGAUGUGAACUCCGACGUGCCAGCUUUGGCAGGUUGUGUCCAUGCUCAAGCAACCAUUCCCGAAGGUUAUCAGAUCCUAAUCGACUCCAUGGCUGCAUCCGCUUGACCCCAUUUGACACUUUGUGCAGUAUCAUUGAUCGUCUCUUGAACCAAUUGGCUUUGAUUUUGCAACAUUUCGAUGGUUUGGUGAAAGAGGUUCGUGAAUGUCGUCUGGGUCGGUCAGGUUUACCCAUACGCGUUUUUAUGCACAUUCUUUUCUAUAUGUAUUUAUACUCUGGUUCUUACCUGUGGUCGUGAAUGAUAUUCCGCUCAGCAAUAGAUGUUUUCGUAUUUAAAUUCAAAA
This is a messenger RNA of Cynara cardunculus var. scolymus (artichoke), 1607 nucleotides long. Its product is annotated as NPL4-like protein 2. The record is from RefSeq and is a predicted model, not a curated record. Gene Ontology annotation, biological process: ubiquitin-dependent protein catabolic process. NCBI's taxonomy places the organism in Eukaryota, Viridiplantae, Streptophyta, Magnoliopsida, Asterales, Asteraceae. Gene Ontology annotation, molecular function: ubiquitin protein ligase binding; ubiquitin binding. Gene Ontology annotation, cellular component: nucleus. Bases 135 to 1370 code for a protein of 411 amino acids. The transcript has 2 exons.